Cricetulus griseus (Chinese hamster) is the source of this 183-nucleotide messenger RNA. Lineage: Eukaryota; Metazoa; Chordata; Mammalia; Rodentia; Cricetidae. The record is from RefSeq and is a predicted model, not a curated record.
AUGACGUGCUGUGAGGGGUGGACAUCCUGCAAUGGCUUUAGCCUGCUGAUUCUGAUCAUUCUAGGAGUGGUUAUCAACUGUAUACCUCUGGGUAUCAGCUUAGUGGAGGGAGACUCAGCAUCUCAAAACCCCAUCUCUUGCUAUGAGUGGUGGUUCCCGGGAAUCAUAGGAGCAGGCGCGAUG